GGUUGUUAUUUUUUAAUUCAACGAAUCACAGACACGAGUGACGACGGCAAACAAAAAUGAAACCCACCAAAAGGUCUCAAAUUGUACACCAACUCUUCAGUCUCCACCCUCACAAUGAACACAAACCUACUCUUCCUUGCGCUACUUCUACUUGUGUUGAAAGUGGAGACAAACUGUAAAACUGGGUGUGAUCUUGCCUUAGCAUCUUACAACAUAUGGAAAGGAGUCAACCUCACAUAUAUCAGCACCCUUUUUACCUUAAACAUCACUCAAAUACUUCCUUACAAUAUCCCUAAUGUCCCAAACCAAGACAGCCUCUUAAUCGAUUCAAGAAUCAGCAUACCCUUUUCUUGUGACUGCUUAAAUGGUGAUUUCUUGGGCCAUACGUUCAAUUAUACCACACAGUCUGGUGAUACUUAUUCUAAAAUUGCAAAAUUUGCUUUUGCUAAUCUCACCACUGAGGAUUGGGUUCACAGGGUCAACACUUAUGACACUACCAGGAUACCGGACGGUGCUCUAAUUAAUGUCACCCUCAAUUGUUCAUGCGGAGAUAAGCGUGUGUCUGAGAAUUAUGGGUUGUUCUCCACGUACCCGCUUAAGCCUGGCCAGAAUUUAUCUUCUGUAGCGGCAGAGUCUGGGGUACCGCCUGAGUUGCUGCACAAGUACAACCCGGGAGUGAACUUUAAUGCAGGGAGUGGAAUUAUUUAUUUGCCGGCAAAAGAUGCAACUGGAAAUUACCCUCGACUUAAGAAAAGGACAGUUAUUGCUGGCAUAUCUAUUGCCGGAGUUGCAGGAGCUCUACUUCUUGUGUUUUGUACAUAUUUCGGAUGUUAUAGGAAGAAGGAUGUGAGCACAAAAUUAAUCCCAAAAACAACUGCAGAACUCUAUGUUAAACAUGGACAUGGCUUUGGAAGCUGCUUGGAGAAAUCUUUGGAAGCAACUGCCUUUGUUGCAACUCCAGGACUUGAUGGAUUUACAGUGGACAAAUCUGUGGAGUUCUCAUAUGAAGAACUUGCUAAGGCUACCAAUGACUUUAGCUUGGCAAAUAAGAUUGGACAAGGAGGCUUUGGUUCGGUCUACUACGCUGAACUAAGAGGCGAGAGAGCUGCAAUAAAGAAGAUGGAUAUGCAAGCAUCAAAAGAAUUUCUUGCUGAACUGAAUGUUUUAACACAUGUUCAUCAUUUGAACUUGGUACGCUUAAUAGGAUAUUGUGUCGAAGGUUCCUUAUUUUUGGUGUACGAGUUCAUCGAGAAUGGAAAUUUAAGUGAGCAUUUGCGUAGAUCAGAUCAGAAGGAUCCAUUGCCUUGGUCGACGAGGGUGCAAAUCGCUCUAGACUCGGCUAGAGGGCUUGAAUAUAUCCAUGAGCAUACUAUUCCACUAUACAUUCACCGUGACAUCAAAUCCGCCAACAUUUUAAUAGACAAAAAUUUCCGUGGAAAGGUUGCAGAUUUUGGGUUAACAAAGCUAACAGAAUAUGCAAGUGCUUCACUGCAUACUCGUAUUGUGGGUACAUUUGGAUACAUGCCUCCAGAGUAUGCACAGUAUGGUGACGUAUCUCCAAAGAUGGAUGUAUAUGCAUUUGGAGUUGUGCUGUAUGAACUUAUAUCUGCCAAGGAAGCGGUUGUGAAGACAAAUGAAAUAAUCACAGAGUGCAAGGGACUUGUUGCAAUGUUUGAGGAUGUGGAGGCAGCAGAUUGGACGGAAAAUGAUGUCAGUGAGCUGGUGGAUGUUAGGCUUGGAGAUAACUAUCCCAUUGACUCAGUUCGUAAGAUGGCUGAGCUUGCUAAAGCUUGCACACACGAGAAUCCGCAACUGAGGCCGAGCAUGAGGUCGAUUGUGGUAGCACUAAUGACACUUUCAUCUUCAACGGAAGAUUGGGAUGAAAAUCAUGCCCUCCUCAAUCUUAUGUCCGGGAGGUAGCCUUUGCUUCUUCGUUGCGGCUCAUUAAUGGUAGUCCAAUGCAACUUGAAAGACUCCAUAAAUUUAGUCUUCCUCCUGUAGUUAAAAUAAUAGCGUUUGUGUUUGUGAAUACUUUUCUGUUAUUACGGGGACUCAAUCUUUGAACCAAA
This is a messenger RNA of Mercurialis annua (annual mercury), 2069 nucleotides long. Its product is annotated as lysM domain receptor-like kinase 3. The record is from RefSeq and is a predicted model, not a curated record. The coding region runs from base 115 to 1920 and encodes 601 amino acids. Lineage: Eukaryota; Viridiplantae; Streptophyta; Magnoliopsida; Malpighiales; Euphorbiaceae. Gene Ontology annotation, biological process: protein phosphorylation; innate immune response. Gene Ontology annotation, molecular function: transmembrane receptor protein kinase activity; ATP binding. The transcript has 11 exons.